GAGCUUCACUCUUUCAUAAAAAAUUCCUGUUAAUCAUUAAUUAUUCAAAUAUAAAAACCAUCAUAUACAGUAUUUAAAUAGAAUAUUCUUUUAAUAAACUUGUAAUUAUAUCGUAAUAUAUUUUUUUUCUUUCUUUUUUUUCUUUUAUUCAUUAAACACAUAAUAUAAAUAUAUAAAAUGAAUCGUUCAUUAAUGUCAUUAUUAGGCCGUGAAGGUUUAGGUGAAAAGAUAACAGAUGCUACACCACUUCCAGAUACAGCUGAAACUAUUCAUAUUUCAUCAUUAGCUUUAUUAAAAAUGUUGCAACAUGCUAGAGCAGGUGUACCAUUAGAAGUUAUGGGUUUAAUGUUAGGUGAACUUAUUGAUGAAUAUACAAUUAGAGUUAUUGAUGUAUUUGCUAUGCCACAAAGUGGUACAUCAGUUAGUGUUGAAGCCAUUGAUCCAGUUUUCCAAACUAAAAUGCUUGAUAUGUUAAAACAAACUGGUAGAAAUGAAAUUGUUAUUGGUUGGUAUCACAGUCAUCCAGGUUUUGGUUGUUGGUUAUCAAGUGUUGAUGUUAACACUCAACAAAGUUUUGAACAAUUACAAGCUAGAGCAGUUGCAGUUGUAGUAGAUCCAUUACAAUCAGUUCGUGGUAAAGUUGUUAUUGAUGCAUUUAGAACUAUUAAAACCUCACCAACUGCCGAACCAAGACAAAUCACAUCAAAUCUUGGUCAUUUACAAGAUCCAUCAAUUCAAGCUUUAAUCCAUGGUCUCAAUAGAAACUACUAUUCAAUUGCUAUCAAUUAUCGUAAAAAUGAACUUGAACAAAAAAUGUUACUCAAUCUUCACAAAAAGAAAUGGACUGAAGGUUUAAUUGUUGAUAAAUUUGAUACCCAUGAACAAAAUAAUGAAAAACAAAUUAAUAGUUUAUUAGAAUUAACUAAACAAUAUCAAAAAUCAAUUCAAGAUGAAGAUAAAAUUGAACCAGAAAAGAAAGAAGUUUCUGCAGUUGGUAAAUUAGAUCCAAAAAGACAUUUAAUUUCAGAUGUUCACACUUUGAUGGCAAAUAAUGUCUUAAGAGUAUUAACUGUUAUGCUCGAUACCAUUACUUUUUAAAUUUAAUAAUUAUAAACUAAAUAAAAAAAUAAAAACUUUAUAUAAUAUUAUUGUAAAAAUUUAAAUAAAAACCCAAGAAAAUCUUUUUUUAAAAUAUAU
This is a messenger RNA of Dictyostelium purpureum, 1197 nucleotides long. RefSeq names its product 26S proteasome non-ATPase regulatory subunit 14. Gene Ontology annotation, cellular component: proteasome regulatory particle, lid subcomplex. Gene Ontology annotation, molecular function: metallopeptidase activity; proteasome binding; protein binding. The record is from RefSeq and is a predicted model, not a curated record. Gene Ontology annotation, biological process: protein deubiquitination; proteasome-mediated ubiquitin-dependent protein catabolic process. Lineage: Eukaryota; Evosea; Eumycetozoa; Dictyosteliales; Dictyosteliaceae. Bases 178 to 1098 code for a protein of 306 amino acids. The transcript has 5 exons.